This is a messenger RNA of Callorhinus ursinus (northern fur seal), 4009 nucleotides long. It is a transcript of the gene RGS3, whose product is annotated as regulator of G protein signaling 3. Gene Ontology annotation, molecular function: protein binding. NCBI's taxonomy places the organism in Eukaryota, Metazoa, Chordata, Mammalia, Carnivora, Otariidae. The record is from RefSeq and is a predicted model, not a curated record. Gene Ontology annotation, cellular component: nucleus; plasma membrane.
CGCAGCGGGGCCGCCAUGGAGCGCUCCCUGCACCGCGUCUCCCUCGGGAGCCGGCGUGCCCACCCGGACUCGUCCUUCUACCUCACCACCUUUGGUCAGCUGAAGCUGUCAAUCGAUGCCCAGGACCGGGUUCUGCUGCUCCACAUUAUAGAAGGCAAAGGCCUGAUGAGCAGAGAGCCUGGCAUCUGUGAUCCCUACGUGAAGAUUUCUUUGAUCCCUGAAGAUAAUCGACUGCGUCGCCAGAGGACGCAGGCCGUCCCAGACUGCAGAGAGCCGGUCUUCCGUGAGCACUUCUUCUUUCCCAUCCAAGAGGAAGAUGAACAGAAGCGCCUUCUGGUCACUGUGUGGAAUAGGGCAGGUGACUCCAGACAGAGUGGACUCAUCGGCUGCAUGAGCUUUGGGGUGAAGUCCCUCCUGACUCCAGACAAGGAAAUCAGCGGCUGGUACUACCUUCUGGGGGAAGACCUGGGCCGGACCAAGCACCUGAAGGUGGCCAGGCGGCGGCUGCGGGCCCUGAGAGAUCCUCUGCUGAGAACUCCAGGAGGUGGGGACACUGAGAACGGGGAGAAAGUCAAGAUCACCAUCCCGAGGGGGAAGGACGGCUUCGGCUUCACCAUCUGCUGUGACUCUCCGGUUCGAGUCCAGGCUGUGGAUUCUGGAGGUCCGGCCGAGCGGGCAGGGCUGCAGCAGCUGGACACGGUGCUGCAGCUGAACGAGAGGCCUGUGGAGCACUGGAAAUGCGUGGAGCUGGCGCAUGAGAUCCGGAACUGCCCCAGUGAGAUCACCCUGCUCGUGUGGCGCAUGGUCCCCCAGGUCAAGCCAGGGCCAGACGGCGGGGUCCUGCGGCGGGCCUCCUGCAAAUCGACGCACGACCUCCAGUCCCCCCCCAAUAAGCGGGAGAAGAGCUGCACCCACGGGGCCCAGGCGCGGCCUGAACAGCGCCACAGCUGCCACUUGGUGUGCGACAGCUCUGACGGGCUGCUCCUCGGGGGCUGGGAGCGCUACACAGAGGUGGCCAAGCGCGGGGGCCAGCAUACCCUGCCCGCGCUGUCCCGCGCCACCGCCUCCACUGACCCCAACUACAUCAUCCUGGCCCCACUGAACCCUGGGAGCCAGCUGCUGCGGCCUGUGUACCAGGAGGAUGCCAUCCCCGAAGAAUCAGGUAGUCCCAGUAAAGGGAAGUCCUACACAGGCCUGGGGAAGAAGUCCCGGCUGAUGAAGACAGUGCAGACCAUGAAGGGCCACGGCAACUACCAGAACUGCCCAGUCAUGAGGCCGCACACCCCACACUCGAGCUAUGGCACCUACGUCACCCUGGCCCCCAAGGUCCUGGUGUUCCCGGUCUUCGUUCAGCCUUUAGAUCUCUGUAACCCUGCCCGGACUCUCCUGUUGUCUGAGGAGCUGCGGCUGUACGAGGGGAGGAACAAGGCUGUCGAGGUGACACUCUUUGCCUACUCGGACCUGCUGCUCUUCACCAAGGAGGAUGAGCCGGGCCGCUGCAACGUCCUGAGGAACCCCCUCUACCUCCAGAGUGUGAAGCUACAGGAAGGUUCUUCAGAAGACCUGAAAUUCUGUGUGCUGUAUCUAGCAGAGAAGGCAGAGUGCUUAUUCACUUUGGAAGCGCACUCGCAGGAGCAGAAGAAGAGAGUGUGCUGGUGCCUGUCGGAGAACAUCGCUAAGCAGCAACAGCUGAUGGCUUCGCCCCCGGAGAGCAAGAUGUUUGAGCCAGAGGCGGAUGAGAAGCGAGAGAUGCCCUUGGAGGAAGGGAAGGGGCUGGGUGCUGAGGACCCCCCACCCAGCAAGGACCCCUCUCCGGGCCAGGAGCCUCCUUCAGAACAAGACUUGUCACCCAACAAGGACCCCUCUCCUGGCCAAGAGUCACCAUCCAGCAAAGACUCAGCUUCCUGCAAGCAACCUCCUCCAGGCCCAGAGCCCCAGCCAAGCAAGGACGCCCCACCAUGCCAGGACCCCCCUGCAGCCCCGGCCCUCCCUCCCUGCCGGGACCUUCCUCCUAGGCAAGAGCCCCCUCCCAGCCAAGACCUCCCUGUCAUCCAGGACACCCCUGCUCAGGAGCUUGCGCCCUGUCAAGACCUGCCCCCCGGCCAGGUCCCCCAGCCAGCUAAGGAGACUGCAAGCUCUGGGGAACCCCCAGCAGCCACCAGGGACCUGCCUGUGGCCUCCAGGCCAAGCUUUGUGAUCCCCGAGGUCCGGCUGGACAGUGCUUACAGCCAGAAAGCCCGGGCGGAGGGGGGCAGCCUGGCCGAUGAGGAGGACGAGGAAGAGGCUGAGGAGGGCGAGGAGGGCGAGGAGGACGAGGAAGGAGAGGAAGACACGAGUGAUGACAGCUACGGAGAGCGCCGUGAGGCCAAGCGCAGCAGCAUGAUCGAGGCGGGCCAGGCUGAGGGCGGCCUCUCCCUGCGGGUGCAGAACUCCCUGCGGCGGCGGACGCACAGCGAGGGCAGCCUGCUGCAGGAAGCCCGCGGGCCCUGCUUUGCCUCCGACACCACCUUGCACUGCUCGGACGGGGAGGGCACCACGUCUGCCUGGGCCAUGCCUUCGCCCCGCACCCUCAAGAAGGAACUGGGCCGCAACGGUGGCUCCAUGCACCACCUUUCCCUCUUUUUCACGGGACACAGGAAGAUGAGUGGGGCUGACACGGUUGGGGAUGAUGAUGAAGCCUCUCGGAAGAGAAAGGGCAAAAACCUAGCCAAGGACAUGAAGAACAAGCUGGGCAUCUUCAGGCGAAGGAACGAGUCCCCUGGGGCCCAACCAGCGGGCAAGGCAGACAAAAUGGUGAAGUCAUUCAAGCCCACCUCAGAGGAAGCCCUCAAGUGGGGCGAGUCCUUGGAGAAGCUGCUGCUUCACAAAUAUGGCUUAGCAGUGUUCCAGGCCUUCCUUCGCACCGAGUUUAGUGAGGAGAACCUGGAAUUCUGGCUGGCAUGUGAGGACUUCAAGAAGGUCAAGUCACAGUCCAAGAUGGCGGCCAAGGCCAAGAAGAUCUUCGCUGAGUACAUCGCGAUCCAGGCGUGCAAGGAGGUCAACCUGGACUCCUACACACGGGAGCACACCAAGGACAACCUGCAGAGUGUCACCCGUGGCUGCUUCGAUCUGGCGCAGAAGCGCAUCUUCGGGCUCAUGGAAAAGGACUCCUAUCCACGCUUCCUCCGCUCUGACCUCUACCUGGACCUCAUUAACCAGAAGAAGAUGAGUCCCCCACUUUAGGGGCUGACAGGGUAGAGCUCCGUGUUCACACCAGGCGGGCUGGGCCCCCUUCCCACCUGCCUUUCUCCCUCUGCGACGGAGGGGGCAAGCAAGCCCCCGGAGGCUGCGUCUCCGGACGGACAAACGGACAUUCGGAUGAGAGGCCUGGACCAAGGGAGGCCCAGGCCACUGAAGGAGUAGAAGGACUGGCCCCGGUGGGUCCACACUGCCCCGGUACGAGGGGGCCCGAGGGCCCUGGCAGGUCAGGGGCCCUGGCUGAGCCAGAUCCGGAGCUGCUGUUCCGUGCUGCGUGGGCUCAGCAUUGACCAAGUUCCUGAAAGAACUGGCUGAUGGGGCAGGUGGCCUAGCUGUGGACUCCAGGGCUCUCCAGGGGGGCCGCUGGGGCUUGCAGCUCAGACCCCGUGCCUUGAGUUUUAUUUAUUUAAACAGUAGUCGGAUGCUUGGCAUGUCGUCCUGUAAUAGGAAAUUUUUGCCUCAUCGGUUUUCCUAAUUUACAAGUGCAAUAUUUUAACCAACGCCUUGUGAAAAAGCCACCUUGCUGAGAGGGUGGACACCACUUCCCAGUUUCAGGGGAUUUGCUGGUCCCAGGCACCUGUGGCGGGCAGCUGGGCCUUCCGGACUGAUGAAGCCUGGAGGGGUGGGUGCUGCCGUGUGACCUCGCACAGAAAUCCCACACUCCCCGAGGAGAGGUGUCCCUUAGGGGCUCUGGGAGAGCAUGGCACCCUCAGACCACACAGCAGUCGAGUUCUGGAACAAAUAAAAGGCCUGUGUUAUUUCUUGUUCUUGA